AUGCGACAAAGAGCCUACAUCACCAAUGCACUGAGAAGGCUUAUCGCCUCUCCAGGUCAGCCUUCCUUUUCUCAACCGAAAAUCCAAAUCCCAUCCAUAUGGCCUUCGACAGGCUCCAGUCUCGGCGUCCUCGCGCCUUGCUUGCGCCUCAUGCGAGCAAAGUGGCUGUCGUUCGAUCUCCAUCUUUCGGCACUUUCCCUCGCCUUUCUCGUUCGAGCUGCAGCUCUCGACACCGCCGUUUUCCCCUCUUCUUCUUCUCCCUUUCCUUCUGCCGGUGCACUAUCUUCGCCGAGGCACGUGGAGGUCCAGGCCGCCCGGCUCCUGCGUCUGUUGAGCGCGGAGACGAGCAGAGCUUCCUGGGCUGUGUUGCCUCUCCUCUCGCGCAGCGCACUCGCCUCGCUCCCAGACUGCCGCCCCCCGGCGGGGCCUCGCCCGACGCUUUCUGGCCACCCAACGCAUGCGGGGCCCUCGCUGGGUGCUCGGGCGAAGCGGCGCUCUCUCGCGCUGUCUCCGCCGGACGGGGAAGCGCAGCAACACGCGGGGACUCUGCCGUUUCGCGGAAACGCUCCCAGCCAGACGCAGGCAAACCCGCUGCAUGCGCCCGUCGGCAGUCCCGCGGCGGGAUCCUCGCGAGGCCCAGCAGCGGCCCGUCGAGGGGCCGCGAGCGGCGACGGAGGGGCGAGCGACGACGGAGGGGCGAGCGACGACGGAGGGGCGAGGAGUUUAGAAGACCGCGGGGGAGGAGACAGCGAUCCGUUCGUGGUCGUGGCUGCAUGCGCAGAUCCCAAAGCGUCCCUUCAUUUCAGCCCUGACGCUGCGCCCGUCUUCCGGGAAUUGUACGCAAACCCGGUGUUCCUGAAUCUGCGUGCGGCCGCCUGCUACGGACUGAGAAGGUUCGCCCGCGAAGGUCGAAGUGGCCUUUCAGAGAGCCGGACCUCUGUCUCGGACGCCGCGACUGUCUCGUCCAGCCUCCCCGUUGCUCCCGCGUCUUGUCCAGCCGUUCGCUCCUCUCGGUUUGCGCCUGGCUUUGAGGCAGAGUCGGCGAAGAUCCCUUCCGCUUCGCCCUCCGUCGACGACGUGCCAGAGAGCCGCCACUUGCCGUGGCAGCCGAUCCUCUCGUGGGACGCGUUCGCACACGAGCCCGCCGUUUGUCGGCUUGUUGAGGAACUUUUCACCGCCUUUUGGAAAGCGAAAUUCAUCGAUUUCGAACUCUUCGACGCAACAGUGGAAGUCCUCAUGGCGUCCUGUGCCGACGGCCAGGCUUCGCUCUCGUCGUCACGCCCUUUUCGCCGCGCCAGCGCUGCGACUUCUCACGCGCAGCAUCCUCCGUCUUCGUCUUCUGAUUCCGUUCAUUGCUCUUCUCCUGCUUCGUCGUCCGAUAAUGCUUCUUCUUCUGGUUCGUCUCGACUUGAGUCGGAGUUCCUGCACGCCUCGCGUGCCUGUAGUUCCUUGAGUCACCUGUUCCUUUCUCUUGAAACGGAGGUUGGCUCCUUCGUCUUCUGUGGACCGCGCCGUUCUCCUUUCUCUCGGUCUCCGCUUCGAUCGCUGGCCCGUUUGCAGACGGCUUCCUCGACUGUCCCUCCAGCCCUCGCGUCCCCGGCGCCGGAGGACGACUCUUCGCCCGUGGAUUCGUGGAAUCCUGCCAAUGUAGCUUUGCCCACGUCUGCAGUUUCGUCUUCUCCCUUGCCGUCGCCUGCGUAUCCUCCGCCCUCCUCGUCUUGCAAUUCCGCGGUUUCGCCUCUUCCCUCGUCGCUCUCUCCUCCCGCGUCUGUUUCGCCUUUUCCCUCGUCGCUCUCUCCUCCCGCGUCUGCCCCCGACGGCACCGGAGGAGCCGAAGACGAAGACAAGACAUUUUGCUCGAACAUAGAGAGAGACAUCCCCGCCCUUGUUGGCUGGCGCGUCUCUCGGCGAGUAGCAACAAACUCCCCAGAAGCAUCUGUCGCGGCUCAUGUCUCCAUCUCUUCUCCUGUCUCCCUCUCGCCUCCUGUCUCCCUCUCUUCUCCUGUCUCCCUCGCAUCUCCUGUCUCCCUCUUGUCUCCUGUCUCUCUCGUUCCCGGGUCCUCCGACGGCUGUGCUGGUCCCUCGUGCUUGUCCUCAAAAGAGAGGAACUCAGACGCGGGGCUCAGGAGGCCAAACGACCAAGAGCGGUUCGGUUGGAGUGUCUACGAAGUGCUUGAGGCGAUCGCGGGAGCGAUUUCCGGCGUUCUUCGCAGCGAAGAGGAAAGAAGGAAAAGAGGCGCGCCUUUACUUCCCAGCUUCUACGAGAGCCUCCCCUUCGCCCUCACCAAUGUGCUCGAAGUCGCGGUAGACCUCCGCGCGUACUUGAAAGAGGAGACGGUGCGGCGAAGACGCGACAGCGCCAGUCUACUUUCUCCGCUCGCUGUUCAGCCCCAGCGCGCGGGCCUUGCGCAGCCUCCCAGGGCGAAAGAGGCCUUUCCAAACGGCGAGAACGCACACGGAUAUCCUGGCGGGGCCGCGCCUCCGCGAGGCGAGAGACGCGAGGCAGCACGCGACACCGGCGCAGCCGCAACAGCGAACGAGGAGGCUGGUCGCGAGCUCGAGAGCCGCGUACGCGCGGAAGCGAGUCUGUUACAGGACAAGCGGACGCAGCGCUCAGACGGCGAGACACCGAGACAUUUGGCAUGCGAGGAACCGGCGCGCGACGGAAGAGAGACAGAAAGAAGACUCCAGCGAAUCGAGAGCGUUGCGAACCAGCUCGCCUGUGAUGUCAGCUUCGUUCUCACUGGGCUUUUAAAUGCGGAAAUCGCCAGUGUCCUAACGCAGAGGGCAGACACAAGACGCAAACAAUGUCAAUCUUCCUCUCUUCAGAUACCAGACGACGGCAGACACACUCGCAAUCUGUUCUCUCCUCUUCCUUCUUCUCGGUCUUCUUCCUCUUCUUCUUCCUCUUCUUCUUCCUCUUCUUCCCCUUCUUCUUCUUCCUCUUCAUCUCCUCCUCCUUCCCCUUCUUCUUCUCCUCCUUCCCCUUCUUCCUCCCCUUCUUCUUCCCGCUGUUCCGCGCACCCACCUGUCCCCUGGACUCGGGAGCGUCUUCGCUUUCUGCUCUUUCGUCUUGCAUCGACGGAGUGCUCGGUUCCUCCCUCGCUGUGUGUGGCCAUCUGCCGGUGGAUGCUGUUUGUCUGGCGAGGCUCCUCUCAGCCCCCCCCGUCCCGCGCGUCGCUCUGCGGCGUUGAGAAGUCUCACGCGCCCGCGGGACGCGGAGGAGAAGCCACGGGAGACCGCGAGGCGCCGGAGUCAGCCCUCGAGCCUCGGCGCGAGGCGCGAGAAGCGCCGCUCGCGUGCGUGCCUCGGAGAGACGUCGGGAAGGAAGCGCUCGGCACGACAGAGGGAUCGGAUCGCUCUACUAGAGGAUGCGAAGAAGGGAGAAGCGCGGCGCCUCUGCGGCUGUCUGACGCUGCAUGCGGCAACUACAACGUGCACGAGACGGCGCAGGCCGCGCCGGAGGACGGCGCACUGUCCGGUCUUCCGUUCGAUCUCCAGGAAGAAGAGAACCGCCUCCUCUUUGGUGGAUUGAAAGAGAUCUUGACUGCUGAGGACUGGGCUCGGGCGCUCUACUCUCUGGCGAUUCUCUUUCCGCACGCAUCGCUUCCCUUUCGCCACGUGUAUCUCGCUGCCUGUCUCCUGCCGUGCCCGCCUGACCCAGCGGCUGCUGGCGCACGACCGAGGUCGCUGGUGUCCUCGAAACACAAUCGGAGGGCGGACCCGCCUUCGGUCCCACGACCUACAGAGACGCACCUUUCUUCCGGACAGGCGCUCUCUCCUCCAGGUUCAUCUUCGAAGGCUUCGCUCCUGGGUCGGCCUGUCGGUCUGUUGUCCGAUGUGAUCGCGUUCAACGCGUUCUGUCAGAUCUGUCGCCUGCUUGUGCUCUCCACCUUUUCGCCGUUUUCGCACCUCGCGUCUCCCUGUAGGGAAACGCAGAGGCUGCAAGGCGAUGAGUAUGCCCACCGAGCGGGGCCAGAUGGAGCGUCCGCUCCGUCUCUGUGUGGAACUUCCUUCUCCUUUUUCCGCACUCAGCUCCUGCGCCCGCUGGUCCAAGCGACGCUCGAGGAGUUCCACAUCCUCCCUCGCUCCUCCACGUCCUUCCCGUCUGCUUACGCGUCUCCGCCUGAGUCUUCCUCCUGCCUCGGCGCGUCUCCUGUUUCCUCUUCUCCUCUCAGCGCGGCUUCGGGGACAGAAGCGCCCGAGGAUGCGGAGCGUCGAGAAUGUUUUCCGCGUCUCUUCCACGCGGUUGGCGAGGCUCUCUCGAGACGCCUCGAGAAGGAAACAGAUGCGCACCUUCAUCUCCUGCAUUUGGACAGCGCCAGGAAGACGGACUGCGGUGGCAAACUGGACGAAGAGAGAGGAGAACAGACGCAGAAGAGAGCACGGUACGUGUUUUGCGUUGCCGACGACAGAGACACAACCGGCAUCCUCGACCCCGCGUUGCGGCUCCGACCCCCAUACACUUCGUCGCGUCCUUCUUCGCGGUCUUCGACUUUGCUCUCGGCGGAGCGAGGCGCGGAAGGAGGCGCGCCAUCUGGGAGCGUCGAAGGCCGCCGCUCUGUGGACGCCACAGGCUCGACGUGGAUUGGGCCGGCCGGCGACGACGAUUCGGACUGUCUCUUUCCCAGUGCAGUGGCGAGCCUCUCGGCGACCCACAACGUCUCCCAGCCGCUCUACGAAAAGAUUCUCUGCCUGGCCUUUUGCACCGGCGAGGAGUUCUGGAGGAACGAGGCCGGAUCGAAGGUGGAAGAGCGGGGGAAACGGAUGCAAGACUCUCGCCGAUCCUCGACGCCUUCCAAGCGAACGCAUCUACCGUCGCCACAACCCUACGCGUCUUCAAUCUACAUUCCUAACAAGACGACUCUUGGUACACCCCGUUCGUUCUCUUCCUCCUCUGCCUCUCCGCCUUCUUCGUUAUCGCCUGCCACCGGAAACGCGCCAUGUUCGCUCUCUACUGAGCGUCCCGCCCCCCUUGCGCGCUCACGGGCGCCUCGCCCGGAGUCUCCCGACCCUCAGCCACGCCCAGCGAAUGCGGGGAAACGACUGUGGCCGGCCGCCUCGGCUUUGGCAAAAGAGAGGAGCCUUCUCUCCUUCUUUAUGCCGCCGGAGAACUCCGCAAUCAAAGCAGAAAGAGAAGCCGCUCCGCUGAAGCACCCUGGAGACACCGAGACGCAGGCAAGCUCUGUCGCCACCGCGCAGGACGCGCUGGCGUCUCCGCGCGAGCGAGAAGUCGCAGACGCGCUCAAAGCCGACGUAGCAGCGGAGACAGGGCGAGAGGGGAGAGACGCCCAAGUGCAAGAGAUCAAGGAGGCAGAGAAGGCUGACGAGCCUCGCAGGCGCCAGAACGGCGAGGGCGACUCCCUGAACGGCGAGGGCGACACAGGAGAGAGGCGACAGCGACUGGCGACGUCAGGAAGGCGCGAAAGAUUGACGGAGGGCGAGAAAUGCUGCUAUUUCAAAGACCUGCCACACGUCGUCUGGGAAUCCAAACACCUCAUGGUCUUGUACAAACCGCCGUUCUGGCGGGUUAAUUUGGAGCGCAGCGAACGGCCCGAGACCGUUCGAGAGCGCAUCGCUCUGUGGGCGCCUUCGGUCGCGGCGUCCCUCCCUGCGUCGCCCCUGCAUUUCUCCCCUUCUUUGAGGAAACGAGCGCUGGAGAUCUUGGCCGGAGGCGGCACGUCCGAGCCGCUGCAUGCGUACAUGCAGAUCGCUUUAGGAAAAAGACAAGACGGCACGGCGGAGAGGCCAGCGGCCGAGAGACAGGCAGACGCCCUAGGCUCGCGAGCCGACACCGCAGCGACGCAGCAGAGCGACAGAGAAGCACGAGACAGAGAAGAAGAGAGACUCGCGCUGCUCUUUGAUGCAACCCACCAGUUCGGCAUAGGCCACCGCCUCGACACGCCGACCAGCGGCCCUCUUCUGGUAGCCAAGUCGUACGCUGGUCUGGCCUUUCUGCGUGCGCAGCUCGCGUCCUGGAGACCAAAGAAAGUCUACCUCGCACUCGUGUUCGGGGCCGUGCCGCUGAGGCGAGAAACAGUUCGGCUCGUCCAUCCUCUUCGACCGACCUUUGAGGCCAGGCAAGCGGGAAAAAAAGAGAUGGAAGUGGCCAGCACAAUCGAUGCGAAGAUCGCCCUCCUUUUCUUGACUGCUCUCGCACAGUACUCGUAUGCCGGACGUGAUUUCACCCUGUGUCGCGUGGAGCCUGUGACCGGGCGAACGCACCAAAUUCGCGCGCAGCUCGCCCACAUCGGCCACCCCAUCGUUGCAGAUCCCAUCUACGUGAAGGAUCCGGCGGACCGCGCUCUCGGGCGAAGCCUCUCCAAUCGCCUUUUCCUGCACUGCGUUUCGCUUUCCUUUUUGAAUAUUCUCGAGCACCAAGAGAACCCGGGGAAAGAGCGCGACACCACAAGCGCGGAGCCCAGGAGACACGAAAAAAAAACGCAUCUGAAUGAGCAGGAGGGGCCCGAAAAAAGCCGUCUGACCCUGCCAACAGAGAGCAUCGACUUGAAGGGGAAAACAGAGACGGAGGCGCCAGGCUUGUCGCGUUUCUCUUUCCGACAUGUCACCGUCGAGACGCCGCUCCAUCCAGACCUCAGGUACACGCUCAGUUUGCUCAGGAAAGUCUCUCCCUGA
Messenger RNA from Neospora caninum, 6636 nucleotides. RefSeq names its product RNA pseudouridylate synthase domain-containing protein. Gene Ontology annotation, biological process: pseudouridine synthesis. The transcript is spliced from 7 exons. The coding region runs from base 1 to 6636 and encodes 2211 amino acids. Gene Ontology annotation, molecular function: pseudouridine synthase activity; RNA binding. The record is from RefSeq and is a predicted model, not a curated record. NCBI's taxonomy places the organism in Eukaryota, Apicomplexa, Conoidasida, Eucoccidiorida, Sarcocystidae.